Molecule: messenger RNA, 492 nt
Organism: Hansenula ciferrii
Lineage: Eukaryota; Fungi; Ascomycota; Saccharomycetes; Phaffomycetales; Wickerhamomycetaceae
Gene: PTH4
Product: Pth4p
Exons: 2
Coding region: 1-492 (163 amino acids)
Biological process (GO): mitochondrial translational termination
Cellular component (GO): mitochondrial large ribosomal subunit
Molecular function (GO): translation release factor activity
Source: RefSeq, a predicted model, not a curated record
AUGAUUCGUUUCUUCAAGAGAUUCAAUUCAACUAGUUCGAUCAAUGAAGCUAAACAAUGGCUAGGAAGUCUAGAUCCUCAAAAGAUACCCAGAAAUGAAUUUAAAAUUACAUUUAGUAGAUCUUCAGGUCCUGGAGGUCAAAAAGUUAAUAAAAGUGAUUCUAAGGCUACAAUCCAACUUAAUGAUUUAGAUCUUGCAAUUUGGAUCCCUAAAGAAAUCAAAACACAAUUGAAAUAUAAUAAUUUCAGAUAUUUAACUAAAACAAAUGGGUUAGUUAUUCAAGAUGAUACACAAAGAUCAAGAGAAUUAAAUACAGAUCGAUGUUUUAUUAAAUUAGUUGAAGAAAUCAGAAAGACUGUUUACUUUGAGAAUGAAGCAAGUCCAGAAGAUAAAAAAAGAUGGGAAUCUAUAAGGAAAGUUUCAAAUGAAAAAAGAAUUCAAGAAAAGAAAAAGAAUUCUGAAAAACGUAAAUUACGGAAAGAGAAAUUUUGA